AUGGUGGCGAAGAAACCUGGGCGGCGGAUUUAUGAGGAAGAGGAGCCAGCUCCGACAUUUGAUGGUGCUCCGAAAUCUAUCUGGAUCAACAAGGCUGUGCGCGAGGGUCCGGGGGAGCAGAGAGUGGGAGCUGCCAAUGCUCCUAACCAGCGGGAGAAAAGGAUGGUACAGGAGAGGCCAAGGGUGGAGAGGCGGCUGGAGCGGGAGAAUGGGGGGAAAAGUACUCACCUGCCUGCUGCCAUUUCUAAAACUGCUAUGCGUAAUAGUCCCCGAGGCUUUGCUGUUGCGAAGUCGCCGAGGCUGCGGUCGGGGCAAGGAAGCAGGCGGGAGCUGCUGGCCAAACCAAUUCGGCAGGGGAAGGGGGAAAUGAGCCGACCUCGUGCGGCUGUGAAUCCUGAUGGGAAACAGAACCGACCGAGAUUGAGGAAGGCAGGGGCGGAAUUUCAACAGGUGCUGGAAGGGGCGGCGGAAACCAGAAGAAGGCGAUUGAUCCUUGAUGCGGAUCAGAUGAUGAUUUUGUUUGGGACAAUGAAGCUGGGGAGGAAUUGA
This is a messenger RNA of Linum trigynum, 549 nucleotides long. The record is from the annotation of a GenBank genome assembly. Lineage: Eukaryota; Viridiplantae; Streptophyta; Magnoliopsida; Malpighiales; Linaceae.